This is a messenger RNA of Panicum virgatum (switchgrass), 2430 nucleotides long. Its product is annotated as transcription factor TDR-like. Gene Ontology annotation, cellular component: nucleus. The transcript is spliced from 7 exons. Gene Ontology annotation, molecular function: protein dimerization activity; DNA-binding transcription factor activity; sequence-specific DNA binding. Gene Ontology annotation, biological process: regulation of DNA-templated transcription. The record is from RefSeq and is a predicted model, not a curated record. The coding region runs from base 696 to 2357 and encodes 553 amino acids. NCBI's taxonomy places the organism in Eukaryota, Viridiplantae, Streptophyta, Magnoliopsida, Poales, Poaceae.
ACUAUAUAUACGGUGGUACUCGCACUGGCAUUCAUGAUGCAACUGUCCUGCAAUAGAAAUGAUUCUUCAGUUAGCAAUAGCUUUCAGCUGAUUCACUUCUCCCCCUCUGCUGAAUCAUUACCGGAUUUCGUCACUGCCUUCAGAGGGGAGGUCACCUGGAAGCAAGAAAGGUAGCUUUUCUUCUCUCUGCUUAUUGUUGCCACAUAUUACCUUGGCAGGACUCUAGACAUCAUCAUCCAGGUGAAUCACAUGGAAUUAUUCACCUUUGCUUGUACAUACAAGUUACAGUUACUUAUAGACUGCUUCAGUUUAGAGUUCAGAUAUGAAGGUUCAGAUGACUGGGCUGAUUUUAUUUCAUUUCGCAAGUCUGAUUCUGUUUGUGUUCAUAUAUGUAGCAGCAUAAAGUAGUGAUGAUACAUGAUACAGAGCACAUGAACAGGUCCAUCGGGUCAGAUUGUACCCUUGCAUGAAUCAUCCAUGGCCUGAAGUUUCUUGCAGCCUUUCUUCACACCAUGACAUCAACAGAUCCUAUCCUGAUUCCUGACUGUUCGUUCAAAAAAAUAAAAAACCUGAUUCCUGACAGCAUGAAAGCGACACUCGCGCAUGCUGCAACUGAUGCUUACAUUUACAUGGCUUCUUGCUUCGAUGUGCCCGUAGCCACUCCUAGGACUAGGUGAUCACUGGUGCUCAGUGCCAUGGAAGGUGGAGAUCACCGGUGCAUGGCUGCCGCUGCCGGCGAUGGAGGCGCCAGCGUGGAGUCUGCGUUGAGGCCCCUUGUUGGUGCAGACGCCUGGGACUACUGCAUCUACUGGAGGCUCUCUCCUGACCAGAGGUUCUUGGAGAUGACUGGGUUCUGCUGCAGUAGCGAGUUUGAGGCACAGAUUUCUGCACUUGGUGAGCUGCCUUCAUCAAUCCCUCUGGAUUCCUCAUCUGCAGGGAUGCACGCCGAGGCAAUGCUGUCCAACCAGCCGAUCUGGCAGACCAGCUGCGUGUCAGAGCUCCCAGCAAGUUACUCCAGUGACAUGAUGCAGGAGCACGCAUCCGGCGGCCCGAGGACGCGGCUGCUGGUGCCGGUCGCCGGCGGCCUCGUCGAGCUCUUCGCCGCCAGAUACAUGGCGGAGGAGGAGCAGAUGGCGGAGCUGGUCAUGGCGCAGUGCGGGGUGCCGGCGAGGGCGGGCGACGGCGAGGGGAACGAGGGCGGCGUCGUGCACUCGUGGCCGGAGGCGCCGGGCUUCGCGUGGGACGGCGCCGCGGCGGACCCGCAGCGGAUGUACGCGGCGGUGCCGUCGCUCAACCUGUUCGACGCCGCGGGCGACGUCGCGGCGGACUCGUUCCUGGCGGCGGCGCCGGGGGUGGUCGACGACGCGGCGGCGGCGGGGUGGCAGUACGCCGCGGCGGCCGGGAGCGAGCCGUCGGUGGUGGCGGUGCAGCAGGAGCAGCCGCAGCAGCUGCACGGCGCUGCCGCGCGCGCUGGAGGCGCGGACUCGGGGUCCGAAGGGAGCGACAUCCAGGGGGACCCCGAGGACGACGGCGACGGCGACGCGCAGGGGCGGGGCGGCGGCGGCAAGCGGCAGCAGUGCAAGAACCUGGUGGCGGAGCGGAGGCGGAGGAAGAAGCUCAACGACCGGCUCUACAAGCUCAGGUCGCUCGUCCCGAACAUCACCAAGAUGGAUCGCGCGUCGAUUCUUGGGGACGCGAUCGACUACAUCGUGGGGCUGCAGAAUCAGGUGAAGGCGCUGCAGGACGAGCUGGAGGACCCGGCGGACGGCGUCCCCGACGUGCUCCUGGACCACCCGCCGCCGGCGAGCCUGGUGGGUCUGGAGAACGACGACUCGCCGCGCACGAGCCUGCACCAGCCGGCGGCGCCGCUGGCCGGGAGCAAGAGGCCCCGGGCGGCGGCGGAGGAGGACAAGGGGCACGACAUGGAGCCGCAGGUGGAGGUGCGGCAGGUGGAGGCGAACGAGUUCUUCCUGCAGGUGCUGUGCGAGCACAAGCCCGGGCGCUUCGUCCGGCUCAUGGACGCCGUCAACGCGCUGGGCCUCGAGGUCACCAACGUCAACGUCACCUCCUACAAGACCCUUGUCCUCAACGUCUUCCGCGUCGUCAGACGGGACAACGAGGUGUCGGUGCAGGCGGACAGGGUGAGGGACUCGCUGCUGGAGGUGACGCGGGAGUCCUACGGCGUGUGGUCGUCGGCGCCGCCGGUGGGGAGCGGCGGCGCCGACGCCAAGCUCGAGGGCGUGGACGUCAAGCUCGAGGGCGUGGACGUCAAGCUCGACGGCGUCGAUGCGCAGGCGCAGGCCGCGGUAGAGGACCACUACGGCAGCUACAACCAUCUCCUCCAAUACCUCGCUUGAUCAUUUUCUCUACCAGUCAAUUGUUCAUGUCCAACCAAGGGGAUCAAUCAAUAAACGAGUCCCGUAUAAUUAA